This is a messenger RNA of Maylandia zebra (zebra mbuna), 1157 nucleotides long. Lineage: Eukaryota; Metazoa; Chordata; Actinopteri; Cichliformes; Cichlidae. The record is from RefSeq and is a predicted model, not a curated record.
CUCUGACAUUUCUACUCGAUGGUACGUUCCGUGUCGUAAUCGGAAGAAGAUUGAAAACAUCUCAAACGCGGGCAGCGUUUCGUUCAAGGGAUUCAUUGAAAAUAAGUGGAAGUACGCGCGACAUGCAGGAGGACUCAAGCCACAGUCCCAGCUACACCGCAUGUGACGACUUUGUUCAUGUGGUGGAGUUCAGUCCCUUCAGCUCCGGUACCCCGGCAUCUCUCCUGGCCUAUGGUGGAAACCAGUACGUGGUGGUGGGCACCUGCCUCUUCCAGGAGGAGGAUGUGGAGGUCGAGGGAGUUGAAUUCAAUGUUCUUCGAGCUUUUCACCAUGAACUGCGUGUCGACGCUCUAGCCUGGAGCCCGAGUCUCGGCUGGACAGGAUACCCACCUCUUUGCAGGUUGUGCACGGCUGCAGCUGACAGAAAGCUACGCCUGCUGACUUCUGAUCUUCAGGAUAGGCAUGAAGUCAAGGUAAUGGAGGGUCACACCAGCUACAUUAACCAUUUGGUGUUCGAGCCCAUGGAGGGGAAACAAAUUGCUUCCGUCAGUGAUGACCACACUUGCAGGGUGUGGGACCUGGAUGGGAAUGAAAGCGCUACUUUCCGGCUUCAGUCUCCUGGCAUCAGUGUGUGCUGGCACCCAAAGGAAGUCUUUAAGUUAAUGGUGGCAGAGAAGAAGGGGACGAUUCGCUUUUAUGACAUGGUCACCCAGCAGGCCAUCCUGUCACUGGAGAGCGAACCGCUCAUGUCAGCAGACUGGUGCCUUACCAACACGAUCAAAGUAGGCGGGGUGUCGGGCAGCGACUGGCUGAUCUGGGAUAUAACUCGAUCCAGUUACCCACAAGAAAAAAGACCAGCUCACAUCGAUAAAGCACGGCUGUUUAGGUGGUCUCGAGCCAAUGAAAACCUCUUUGCCACAACGGGAUGUCCAGGAAAGAUCAACACUCAGCUGAUCAUCCACCAUCUCGGCCACCCGCAGCCGGUGGCGAUCGGGUCGGUGACCGUCGGAUCAGGCCUCAGUUGGCACCGGACGCUGCCGCUCUGUGUGGUCGGCGGCGACAGGAAGCUUUGCUUUUGGAUGACUGAGAUGUAGAAAUCUGUUGUGGAAACCUGCGUCCUGUUUCUGUUUGUGCUCAAUAAAAUAUUUUUCCAAGUA